Messenger RNA from Corvus hawaiiensis (hawaiian crow), 7485 nucleotides. It is a transcript of the gene PCDH19, whose product is annotated as protocadherin 19. The transcript is spliced from 5 exons. NCBI's taxonomy places the organism in Eukaryota, Metazoa, Chordata, Aves, Passeriformes, Corvidae. The record is from RefSeq and is a predicted model, not a curated record. Gene Ontology annotation, molecular function: calcium ion binding. Bases 10 to 3300 code for a protein of 1096 amino acids. Gene Ontology annotation, biological process: homophilic cell-cell adhesion. Gene Ontology annotation, cellular component: plasma membrane.
GGCGCGGCGAUGGGGGCUCUCCCGGCGCUGCUGGGGGCCGCCUUGCUGUGGGCCGGCGCCGGGGCCCUCGUCAACCUCAAGUACUCGGUGGAGGAGGAGCAGCGGGCCGGCACGGUGAUCGCCAACGUCGCCAAGGACGCCCGGGACGCCGGUUUCGUGCUGGACCCCCGGCAGCCUGCCGCCUUCCGGGUGGUCUCCAACUCGGCCCCCCACUUGGUGGACAUCAGCCCCGGGUCCGGGCUGCUGGUGACCAAGCAGAAGAUCGACAGGGACCUGCUAUGCCGACAGAGCCCCAAGUGUGUCAUCUCGCUGGAGGUGAUGUCCAGCUCCAUGGAGAUCUGCGUGAUCAAGCUGGAGAUCAAGGACCUAAACGACAAUGCGCCCAGCUUCCCCACCGACCAAAUCGAGUUGGAGAUCUCGGAGACGGCCAGCCCUGGCACCCGGGUGCCACUGGAGAGUGCCUAUGACCCGGACUCGGGCAGCUUUGGUGUGCAGAGCUAUGAGAUCACCCCCAAUGACCUCUUUGGUCUGGAGACCAAGACACGGGGUGAUGGGUCCCGUUUUGCUGAGCUGGUGGUGGAGAAGAGCCUGGACCGUGAGACCCAGUCCCACUACAGCUACGUGAUCACAGCGCUGGAUGGUGGUGACCCGCCCAACUUUGGCACAGUUGAGCUCAGCAUCCGCGUCAUCGACUCCAAUGACAACAACCCGCUCUUUGAGGAGCCAGCCUACACCGUCAGCGUGCCUGAAAAUGCCCCACCGGGGACACCGGUCAUCCGCCUCAAUGCCUCUGACCCGGACGAGGGCACCAACGGCCAGGUCCUCUACUCUUUCCACAGCUACGUCUCUGAGCGGGCCCGGGAGCUCUUCCAAAUCGACCCCCAGAGUGGCCUCAUCACGGUGAGCGGUGCCAUUGACUAUGAGGAGGGUCACGUCUAUGAGCUGGACGUGCAGGCCAAGGACUUGGGGCCUAACUCCAUCCCUGCCCAUUGCAAAGUGACCAUUAGUGUCCAGGAUGCCAAUGACAACCCGCCCGUCAUCAACCUGCUCUCUGUCAACAGUGAGCUGGUGGAGGUGAGCGAGAACGCCCCGCCGGGGUACGUCAUCGCCCUGGUGCGGGUCUCGGAUCGCGACUCCGGGGCCAACGGGCGGGUGCAGUGCAAGCUCCUGGGCAAUGUGCCUUUUCGACUCCAGGAGUACGAGAGCUUCUCCACCAUCCUGGUGGAUGGGCGGCUGGACCGGGAGCAGAGGGACCAGUACAACCUCACCCUCCAGGCCAGGGACAAUGGCAUCCCUUCCCUGCAGGCCACCAAGUCCUUCACCGUCAAGAUCACCGAUGAGAAUGACAACCAUCCCCACUUCUCCAAACCCUAUUACCAAGUCAUCGUGCAGGAGAACAACACCCCAGGGGCCUACCUCCUCUCAGUCUCAGCCAGAGACCCUGACCUGGGCCUCAAUGGCAGCGUGUCCUACCAGAUUGUGCCCUCCCAAGUCAGGGACAUGCCUGUUUUCACCUAUGUCUCCAUCAACCCCAACUCUGGAGAUAUCUAUGCUUUGAGGUCCUUCAAUCAUGAACAGACCAAGGCCUUUGAGUUCAAGGUCUUGGCAAAAGAUGGGGGUAAUCCCUCUCUGCAGAGCAAUGCCACUGUCAGGGUGAUCGUCCUGGAUGUCAACGACAACACGCCCGUGAUCACGGCCCCGCCGCUGGUCAACGGGACGGCGGAGGUGUACAUCCCCAGGAACGCGGGGGUUGGCUACUUGGUGACAGUGGUCAAGGCAGAUGACUAUGAUGAGGGUGAAAAUGGCAGACUUUCCUAUGAAAUGGUGGAAGGAGACAGAGGAUUUUUUGAGAUCGACCAGGUCAAUGGAGAAAUAAGGACCACCAGAGCCUUCGGGGAGAACGCCAAAACAGCCUAUGAGCUCAUCGUGGUGGCUCAUGACCAUGGGAAAACAUCUCUCUCGGCUUCUGCCUUGAUUUUGAUAUACCUGUCUCCAGCCCUGGAUGCCCAGGAGUCCAUAGGAUCUGUUAACCUCUCCUUGAUUUUCAUUAUUGCCCUGGGGUCUAUUGCAGCCAUUCUUUUUGUCACCAUGAUCUUUGUGGCAGUCAAGUGCAAAAGGGAUAACAAGGAAAUCAGGACCUACAACUGCAGAAUCGCAGAGUACUCCUAUGGGCAUCAAAAGAAAUCAAGCAAGAAGAAGAAAAUCAGCAAGAAUGAUAUCCGCCUGGUGCCGCGGGACGUGGAGGAGACGGAUAAAAUGAACGUUGUGAGCUGCUCCUCUCUCACUUCCUCCCUCAACUACUUCGACUACCACCAGCAGACCCUGCCGCUGGGCUGCCGGCGCUCCGAGAGCACCUUCCUCAACGUGGAGAGCCAGAACAACAGGAACGCCGGCUCCAACCACAUUUACCACCACACCUUCACCGGGCAGAGCCCCCAGCAGCCCGACCUCAUCAUCAACGGGAUGCCGCUGCCGGAGACUGAAAACUACUCCUUUGAUUCCAACUACGUGAACAGCAGAGCUCAUUUAAUAAAAAGCAGCUCCACGUUCAAGGACUUGGAGGGGAACAGUCUGAAGGACAGUGGCCAUGAGGAGAGUGACCAGACAGACAGCGAGCAUGAUGUGCAGCGGGGCCUCUACUGCGACACGGCCGUCAACGAUGUGCUGAACACCAGCGUCCCCUCCAUGGGCUCCCAGGGCCCUGAGCAAGAGCAGAGCGAGGGGUUCCACUGCCGGGAGGAGUGCCGCAUCCUGGGCCACUCGGACAGGUGCUGGAUGCCCCGCGGCGCCGUGCCCAGCCGCGCCAAGUCCCCCGAGCACGGCAGGAACGUCAUCGCCCUGUCCAUCGAGGCCACGGCGGUGGACGCAGAGCCUUACGCAGACUGCAGCACAAAAAGGACCUUCGCCACCUUCGGCAAGGAGGGCAGCGAGCCCCCGGCCGAGGAGCGGCUCGCCAACCCCAAAGGCAAAAGAACGGUGGACUCGGCCGCCUGCAGCCCCAAGGUGAGCGGCGCCGUCCGCGAGGCCGGCAACGGCUGCGAGGCCGUCAGCCCCGUCACCUCGCCCCUGCACCUGAAGAGCCCCUUGUCCGGCAAGCCGGCGGUGCCGUACGGAGCCGGGCACUGCGCCGGCAGCCGGGAACGGGAGCCCUUUGGGAACAGUGGCCCUUCCCGGCCCACGGAGGCAGAGCCCCGCGGGGCGGACAGCGAGAGCAGCGGGCAGGAGGGCAACCCGCUCCUGCAGGAACGCCGGGACAAGGACUCGCCUGGCGCCCGGAGACUAAAGGACAUCGUCCUCUGAGCAGCACUCGGCGAGAGGAGGAUGAGGAUGAGGGACCGCACGACUCCCAGCGCAGAUUGUUUUUAUUGCUUACCAAUGGUUCACAGAUUGCUGUAUUUAAAAGCUUUCCCUAAAUGUAUUGUUUAUAAAUGAAGCUAUCGUUAGUGUGACAAUCCCAUGUGUCUCGACAGGCGGCAGGGGUGUGCAGCCGGAGCGGAGGAGCCGGUGUUCGCUUUUGCCGGGAGGCGGCGGGUGGCGGGGGCAGAGGCGAGACACCCCCCAGGCCUCAGGAGUGCUCGGUAUUCCCUCCUCGGAAUUGAUAUAUUUUUAUAUCUCAAAACAAAGAUAAAUUUCCAUUCCUGGAAAGGAUUGAGUGGCAAAUUCCUUAUUCGGACAUCUUUAGUAACCACCCCGGCGGUUUUGUAGUGUGGACAAAGUAGCGGCUGUUUCUUGUGUGGGACUGUUCAAAGCAACAGUCGGGUGAGUUUCAGUUCCGAUUCAUCCAGCACGAGGUUGUUUGUAUUUUAAGGUGUUGGUGUUUUGCUAUGGACACCCCUGCAUUUAUGAAUCCUUUUGCUGUCACAUACUUAUCUGUACUAUUAUUGUAUUUGAUAUUGCAAAUUACUGUAUGUCUAGUGAUGGCAAAAGGCUUUCAGGCUUGAAAAAAAAAAGAAUAAAAAAAAAAUAAAUCACAAUCAUCUUACUUAAACUUUGGGGAACCUGCAGUUUGCAGCCCCGGUGGAGCAAGCGCUUCUUCCGGCCCCCACCAUUGCCUGCAGCCUCCCCUGGCUCCUGCAGGAAAAUGACAGGGCAUUAUGGGAAGACGUUUUUGGGGAAAAUCCUGCCUGGAUUGCAAUUGUCGGAUGCACUGUGCUGAACUUUUCCCCUCAUCCGUUUCUUUUGCAUAAUUUCAAGGCAAUGCAUGGAAAGGUUUUUUUCCAGAAGUUGGUUAUUUUGGUUUUUUUCCAGUUCCCAGAUUUAGCUAUCCCUCGCCUCCAGUCAUUUCCAAGUCAAAGAGAUGGAAUUAUUUUAAGAGAUCUAAAUUACCUUCUCAAUUAGACACACACACACUUCCAAGUCAGCGUUUCCUGGUCGUGAUUACGCCAAGAGUGUGUAUGUAUGUAUGACAUCAUGGCAUGGAUUUUAGACUGUUCUGAUUUCUUUCUAUCCCUGCAUCCUAAGUAAGUAUGGGAUGAGCAAUAGUGAUGUUAAUUUAGGGGCAGACAGGUGAUAUGUAACAACGCUACUAAUUCAAUUAAUGUGCCUUCUUAAUGGAGAAAAAAUUAAAGCAAUUCAUUAUUUUUUCUCAUAAUUAAGGACUUUUUUGUGUGGGUACAAAUCUACUCAUAUAAAAUUGAUUUGAAAAUUGAGCUACUUUAAUAGCCAUUUUGUAGAAGGGAGAGAGGGAAGGGAUUCCACAGCUCUCUGCUCUCUUGCAGUGAUGAUUCCUCAGUGAGGUAUGAGUAAGGUAGGAGGAUUUCAGUUAGUGCAUUAUUACUAUUAUUAUUAUUGCUAUUAUUAUUAACCCUUCACUGAACAGAUUUUUCCUACCCCAAAUAAUGUUUCCUAGAAUUUAAAAUUGAUUAUGGAAGGAAAAAUAUAUAGCUUUUGCCAAUGUUUGCUGUACCAGCAAGUUGAAAUUAGUGGUUUCUAGAGAAAGAGUCUUUCUAGGCCUACAUAUCAUGAUAAAGUAUUUGUUACUUGAUUUAUUUAAAUGAAAAACAACAAGAAAACAAGUUCCAGUCAUUAUUAUCCUCAAAAUAAAAUUAAACUCCAGCCAUUUAUUUCUUCAGGACAGACUGAUCUUGCCUGAAGCCACAGACGGUCUGAGACAGGUCUGCAGUCAUCCUGUUCCCCCUGCCACUUGCUAGGGCCAGGAAUUGGGAAAGAAUCAACAAAAAAACAGCUGUCUAAUGAAAUUUGUGAUGCUUCCCUCACUGGUGUGAUGACUACCUCAUUCAGCUCCCAUCCCACGCGUUAACAUGAUGUCCUGCGUCCCUCCAGAAAGCAAACUGGGGAUUUUUUCCCCUCUUCUGGAUUCUGAGCCCAUUUUUCAGGGAUAUGUUGUUUCUGUUCCCGCCGUGUUUCCUGCCUGUGUACUGUUACUGCUGUCAUUUAUUUCUGGUUUUUUUUCCCCAAAUGUGUGUUUUAUUGUAACACAAGCAAAGAGGAGAGGGGCUGACUCAGGGCUGUUGGAGUUACUGGGUGUUCUGUAACUAUUAAGCUGAGUUUGUUCUGAUGUUACCUGGUUUUGUCAUCUCUGGGAGGUUUUUUGUGGGGGGGAAGCUUCUCCCGUGUUUCAAUGACUCCAUGUGGCCCCAUCACCAUCCCACACCUCUGCUGGGAGGGGACCCAGCUUCCCCAUAGCCCAUCGUGGGGUGGGGAGCAUGGGUCCCCCCCAGGUGCCCCCUCAUCCUCCCCAGCUGCCCGGAAAAGUGCCGGCCGAUAAUUCCUGCUGAGCGUUGCCCUCUGCCUGCGGAGCUGCCACCACCAGCCUGGUGUUUCGGAUGAAAAAUAGAUGCUAACUGAAAAGGAAGAGAGGAAAAAAAAAAAAAGAAAAGAAAAAAUAGAAACACUUCUCUAAUUUACCCAGAGGAAACGUUCCUUGCCACUCUGAAUAAAAGCACAGCUGAGAAAGAAUGUGAAAUAAUUCUGUAUUAAAAGGGGGCAUUAAAGAGGUCAGUAAACCCUUAUGCCUCCAAGAAAAUCAUUUAAACACCAGUUUUCUGGGCUGACCCAGGCUGCAGCGGGGGAUGUGAGCGAGGGGCCCUUCCCUGGUACGGCCUUGCUGCGCAGGGCCAAGGCGAGACCCAGAGAGCAGCCCCGGCUUCGCUGCCUUGGCCCUCUCCAGAAUAUUUUGGUACUCCUGUCACUGUCCCUCUGUGUCACUCGAGAUGAGUUCAGGCUCCUGGGCAAAUCGCAGUCUCUUGUUUUUUUCCUACUUGCAUCGAAACUGGCCAUGCAAAAAAUGUUCCAAGCUGCAGGGCGGGCAGGAAGGCUUUUUGGAAGGGUUCCAGAUGUAAUUAUUGUGCUUUUUAAUAACUUAAACCUGUCCUCAGAUUUGGUUUAGGAAAAAUCGCUGGGAUCUGUUGGUUUCCUUCAGGCAAACUUGCUCUGCUCCCCUGUUUAUCCAGGAGAGCAGCAAGCAGCGACGAUUCUCCCCCGAGCAUGACGAGGACCCCAUCUGGAGCAGCUUUGGGGCUGGGGGCCGGAGGCUGAGCUCUUCCCUGCUCCCUUGGGAGCCCCGGCCUUUCCCACCCUUGAGGCUGCAGGGCUGUGCCGGGAGGGAUGGUGGAGGGCUGGGGGGCACAACUGAUGGCUGGAAAAAUCCUCCCCCCCACCAAGCACUGUCUGCUGAGGUUGUUGCCGUUCCCUGUUUGUUGUGAGCUGGAGGUGGCCUGUGGAUCACACUUCGUGCAAAAGUGAAUUCCUUUCUUUUUUUGUUUUUAUUUUUCCAAAUAGGAAACAAGUUGCUUUUGUGAAGAACACACUGUCUGAUGAAUAUGUUGAAAUUAUUCUUGGGGGGGGGAGAAGAAAAAAUCUAUCAGUGGAAACACAUUUGUCUGUCAUUGGGGAAAAUGGAUGGUCUUGUUGCUGCAGCUGCUUUUGCAGCUAUGGGUAAUCUCUGAUCCAACUUGUGAGCUGCGGUACCCGCCGGGGAGAAGCCUGGCCGCCCCCGCUGCGAGCUCUGCUGAGACUGAGACGGAGCCUUCGCCGGCGUCAGCUGAUGUUCAGCUGAUCUAAGCUGGGGUAGAGUCUCCAGACACCCCUCACAAACUGGCUCUCAGCAGCACCCGGCCCCGGCAGCCCGGCGGGCAGCGGUGGCCGGGCGGCCGCGGGACUGAGCGCGGUACGUCUCGUCAUGGUGUCUCCGUUGCCGAGUAUAUGAAGAAUAAAUUGUUGUAUAUGCUGAUAUGUAUGUUAUGUACAUUUUCACAGUGAUUGAAUCAUUGUAAACGACAAAAUGGAAAAAGGAAAAAAAAAAGAAUCACCAUUCUGUCUAUUUUAUGAAGAUGAUAAAGCAGCUUUAUUAAAUUAUUAUGAUUCUGUUUCCAAAUGGUGUACCUGCCACAUUGGGAUUUUUUCAUCUGAUGAGAACUUUGUUUUCCACCUAAAUGUGAUUUUAUUUUCUCUGCUUUGAGCAUCUAAUGCAUUUUAGUAUUAAAGCAAUUAUUGAAUAAAAUGGAAAGUAAGUGUUUGGUUAAA